This is a messenger RNA of Carica papaya (papaya), 1131 nucleotides long. Its product is annotated as light-harvesting complex-like protein 3 isotype 2, chloroplastic. NCBI's taxonomy places the organism in Eukaryota, Viridiplantae, Streptophyta, Magnoliopsida, Brassicales, Caricaceae. The record is from RefSeq and is a predicted model, not a curated record.
AUAUAUAUGUAUAUUUAUUUAUUUAAAAGCUGUAUGUAAACUCAAAUCAACCAGCCAUGAACUGAUAGCAAGUGAGGGGAUGUCGAUAUCCAUGGCCUUGCUUUCUCCGCCUCAUCCUCCCACAUCGCUCUCUUCUACCUUCUCCUUCAACCCUUCUUCCUCUCCUUUCUCCUCCAGGAAACCCUUGCUUCUCCUCGCUGUCCCCAGGGCUUCAGCAGAUAAUGGACCUGGAACUCCUGUCUCCUCUGCUACUACCCUCGAAGCUCCCAACAAGGUUGAAACCUCUCUGGGAUCAAAUGGCGCCGCCAAAUUGGAGGCAGUCACUGCUAAAUUUCAGGAUUCGAGAUGGAUUGGAGGGACUUGGGACUUGAAGCAGUUCCAAAAAGAUGGAAGUACUGAUUGGGAUGCGAUUAUUGAUGCUGAGGUUAGGAGGAGAAAAUGGUUCGAGGAGAACCCAGAGACAACCAGUAACGAUGACCCUGUUGUUUUUGACACCUCCAUUGUACCUUGGUGGGCAUGGAUGAAGAGGUUCCAUUUACCUGAAGCUGAACUACUUAAUGGACGGGCUGCGAUGAUAGGGUUCUUUAUGGCUUAUUUCGUUGAUAGCCUCACAGGAGUAGGACUGGUGGAUCAAAUGGGAAAUUUCUUUUGCAAAACGCUCUUGUUUAUCGCUGUUGUUGGAGUGCUAGUCAUCCGAAAGAACGAGGAUAUAGAAACCAUCAAGAAGUUGCUGGAGGAAACGACAUUUUAUGACAAGCAAUGGCAGGCAGCAUGGCAGGACAAGAAGUCAAGCGGUUCCAAGUAUGAAUAGUUUGUACCUUUUAUAAAGGUCUGCUUUCUUCAUAUCCUUGGUGUGCUUAGUGUAACCUGUGCUAUCCGGGUAAUGCUAUUGCAGGGUAGAUGUUGGUGAGGUUUAGUCCUCAAUUUCUUAAAUUUUAUGCAAGAUGUUUUUAGUUUCGGUGGUGAUCAAUAGUCCCCAAGUUUCUUAACUUUAUGGAAGAUGCUAGUGCGAUGUAGAUCAUAGCGAGUGUCAGUAAAUUUCUUAAAUUUUAUGCACUAUGUGUAGGUUGUAGUUAGGGAAUGUUCAAUUUCUCUUUAUAAAUUAUCCUAUUGUCUUUAUUUGGUUUGAAA